Molecule: messenger RNA, 1804 nt
Organism: Numida meleagris (helmeted guineafowl)
Lineage: Eukaryota; Metazoa; Chordata; Aves; Galliformes; Numididae
Gene: NRBF2
Product: nuclear receptor binding factor 2
Exons: 4
Coding region: 86-982 (298 amino acids)
Biological process (GO): autophagy
Source: RefSeq, a predicted model, not a curated record
GCCGGGGGAGGAGCGGCGCCGGCAGCCGGGCCGGGCCGGGCCGGGCCGGGGCACCGGGAGCGGCGAGCAGGCCGCUUCUGCGCCCAUGUGCCCGCAGCCCCCGCCGUCCAUGGAAGUGAUGGAGGGGCCCCUCAACCUGGCUCACCAGCAGAGCAGAAAAGCAGACCGCUUGUUGGCAGCAGGGAAAUAUGAAGAAGCAAUUUCUUGUCACAAGAAAGCUGCUGCAUACCUUACAGAAGCUAUGAAGCUGACCCAGUCAGAGCAGGCUCAGCUAUCACUGGAAUUACAAAGGGAUAGUCACAUGAAACAGUUACUGCUCAUCCAGGAGAGGUGGAAAAGGGCAAAGAGAGAGGAAAAGCUGAAAGCCCAACAGAAUGUGGACAAAGAACUAGCUGCACAUCUUCAGACUUCUUUUAAGCCACCAUCUGAAGAAUCCGAUGAUCAAAAUGUGUUGAUUCCUGUGACUCAGAAAUACAGCCCUUCCACGGAGAAACGUCUACAGGAUAUUCAGGGUGUCUUUGACAGGGACCCGGAUACGCUGUUAUUUCUGCUUCAGAAAAAAAAUGAGCCAGUGGAAGCAUGUAUUGGGAGUAAAGCUCCAAAAGAUGACAAAACAAUAAUAGAAGAGCAGGCAACCAAAAUUGCAGAUUUGAAGCGGCAUGUAGAAUUUCUGGUAGCUGAGAAUGAGAGAUUAAGGAGGGAGAAUAAGCAGUUAAAAGCAGAAAGAGCUAGACUCCAAAAAUCUCCAGUAGAGAAGGAGUUGGAUGUAGAUGCUGACUUUGUAGAGAAGUCAGAGUUGUGGGGUCUGCAGCAACACUCAGAAACUGCUUCUUCAGCUGCAUCUUGGCAGGAGUUUGCAACAACUGCUGGGAAGGCAAAGGACAUUCCAAUACCCAACCUUCCCCCCCUGGACAUCCCAUCCCCUGAACUCCCUCUGCUGGAACUCUCUGAAGAUAUACUGAAAGGUCUGAUGAAUAGUUAAAAAACAGGAAAAACGUGCACAAUGUAGUUACCUAAACCAAGAAAAGGGAAAACCACCAGGACAAUGAUGGCCUGAGGGCAGAAACAUCUAACACAAUCCUACUGUUGGAGAAAAGGCAUUAAAGCAACUUUGUUACUGUGAAAUACACAUCAUAUCUGAUCUACUUCAUAAAAUCUAAAGGUACCAUAACUGGUAUAAGAUGGUGAGCUCUUUAGUCUUUCUCCCAAUGUUUCAAACCAAAUGACUGCCUGGAGAAUGUUUCGUGUAACACAAUCCUUCAGGGGUUUAAAGUAUACUAUAUGUAAUAGUUACCUAUAUUGCCAUAAAUGAUGGUGCAGAACCUAACUGUUACGGUUGCCAGUUGGCUGCCACUUCAUAUUGAAAAAUGCUUUCUAGCAUGAAUUUAAACUGUGCAUUUCAUUAUGCAUAACUUUGUUAAUUCAGAUACAGUGCAAUUUAUACACCUCCUAGAUGGAUUUAUGUGCCACACUCUGUACUCCUGACCAAGUUAACCUCAAGUCAGGAGAGACUGAAAUUUCCAUUCUAUGAAGGAACCAACUUAUUAGUUCUGUUGACAAGUUUUUGGGGGUUAUCUGUUUACAUAACUAAUCAGGGUGCAUUGAAUCUAGCUAUUGGUUUCUGUAUAAAGUGACAUUGUUAAAAAAAAAAUCUAUACUUAAGGAAAAAUACCCUUUUUGUUUUUGGUGAUGCGUGAAUGGAAGUAAUUCUAGCUGGCAGUAUUUGAUUGAAAAUGAAAUUGUUUACAGCUUAACCUGAUUCAAAAAGGAUAUGAAAAUAAAAACCAAGGUGUUUUGACACCAA